Messenger RNA from Fusarium musae, 2328 nucleotides. RefSeq lists its product as uncharacterized. Gene Ontology annotation, biological process: carbohydrate metabolic process; glycoprotein catabolic process. Lineage: Eukaryota; Fungi; Ascomycota; Sordariomycetes; Hypocreales; Nectriaceae. The coding region runs from base 1 to 2328 and encodes 775 amino acids. Gene Ontology annotation, molecular function: beta-mannosidase activity. The record is from RefSeq and is a predicted model, not a curated record. The transcript is spliced from 6 exons.
AUGAAUGAGCUCGAAGUCGAGUGGGUUGGAGAGACGGCUUGGACUUACCGCACUACUUUUGGCUCGCCCUCUGCCAACAGUAAAUCGGUGUAUCUUAUCUUCGAGGGUCUUGAUACUUUUGCUCAAGUCAAGCUCAACGAUGUCGUCAUACUCGAGAGCGAUAACAUGUUCCUCAGCCACCGUGUUGAUAUCACUAACAAGCUUUCUGACGAGGGGACCAAUGUGCUGAGCAUUGAUUUUGACAGUGCGCUGCUCAAGGCCAGAGAAAUCACAAAGCAAUAUCCUGAUCAUCGAUGGGAGCUCUUCAAUGGAGAGGCUGGACGCUUAGUUGUGAGAAAAGCUCAAUAUCACUGGGGAUGGGAUUGGGGUCCGGUGCUUAACACGGCCGGUCCAUGGAAGCCAGUCUGGCUUGAAGUGUCAUCAGCCCAUAUAAAUGACUUCCUCCUCAAUUACAGCGUUUCUCCAGACCUCAAAGAGGUUCUGGGCUCGGUUGAAGUCGAUGUUGAAGGGCAUUAUGACACGGCAAAUGUCUCUAUCCAGUUUCAAGACAAUAUCGUCUACAGUACAGCAGCAGCAGCAAGGUCUUCCAGCGGCCGUCUAGUUAUCCCUUUCACUAUAGAUCAACCGAAGCUGUGGUAUCCCGCUGGAUGCGGUCAUCAGUCUCGAUACACCGUGAGUGUCAGUAUCUCCAAAGACGGCCAGAAACUUGAUGCAAAGACCAAGAAGACUGGCUUCCGGAAAAGCGAACUUGUUCAAGAUGGAGACUCCCAUGGAAAAUCGUUCUUUUUCAGAAUCAACAACAUCGACAUCUUCUGUGGCGGCUCGUGCUGGAUUCCUGCCGACAACUUUCUACCUCGAAUCACUACUGCCAAAUACCGGGAGUGGUUAAAGCUCAUGAUAGAAGGCAAUCAAAUCAUGACAAGAGUUUGGGGCGGUGGCAUCUAUGAAGACGAUGCUUUCUAUGACUGCUGCGAUGAGAUGGGCAUUCUUGUUUGGCAGGAUUUCAUGUUUGGCUGUGGAAACUAUCCUGUAGGGCCAGCACUGAUAAGAUCGAUUCGCGAGGAGGCAGUGCAGAACGUCAGCCGACUGCAUCAUCAUCCUUCCGUUGUGGUUUACGCCGGCAACAAUGAGGAUUACCAGGUUCAAGAGCAGGCUGGCCUUGAGUACAAUCCAGAGGACAAUGAUCCUUCUUCUUGGCUCAAGACUUCUUUUCCUGCUCGGUACUACUACGAGUACCUUUUACCAGAGGUUGUCAGUCAAGUAUCUCCAGGGAUGGCGUACUGGCCUGGGUCCCCAUUUUCCGGAGGUAAAGACACGACUGACAAAACUACUGGAGAUCUCCAUCAGUGGAACGUUUGGCAUGGCACACAGGAGAAAUACCAGGUCUUUGACAGGCUCGGUGGCAGGUUCAACAGCGAGUUUGGCAUGGAGGCUUUUCCAGCCUUAUCGACGAUUGAGCACUGCAUUACCAAACAGAGCGACCGCUUUCCGCAGUCUCAGAUGAUGGAUUUCCACAAUAAGGCAGAUGGCCACGAACGACGAAUUGCUACUUACGUGGUGGAGAACUUCCGUCCCCUUCCAGACCUUGAACUUUGCCAAAGCGAAGCCAUGACUUUUGCGUACCGCAGUUGGCGUCGUCAAUGGGGCGAUGAUCGCCGAUGCGGCGGCGUUCUGGUCUGGCAGAUGAACGACUGCUGGCCCGCCAUCUCAUGGUCCAUCGUCGACUAUUUCCUCACCAAGAAGCCAGCUUACUAUUCUAUUCGUCGAGCUCUUAAGCCCAUCGCUGCCGGCGUCCAACGGCAACACCAUGACUGGAGUGUUGUUCAUGCCAGACCAGCGAAGACUUCUUCGUUUGAGGUUUGGGUUGCGAGUAGUAAGCAGCAUGAGGUAACUGUCACUGUUGAAAUUCGCUUCAUUUCAAUCAGUACUGGUAGGGAUAUCAGGGAUAAAAUCGUGAAGGGCAACGCGGUUCUGAUUCCAAAUGGUACAACUGAUAUCCUCACUGGGCAGAUUGACAACGCAAAAGAUGAGCCGCAUGUCAUAUCUGUCAGCGUUAUGCAGGGCGACACUUGUGUCUCCCGAGACGUCGAUUGGCCUCAACCUCUCAAGUAUCUUGACUUUUCCGAUAGAGGUGUUGAGGUUCAAGUCGGUCCAGAUGGUUAUCAACUCACAGCCAGCAAACCCACUAAAGGGUUGGUCUUUAAAGAGGUAUCCGGUGUUUCUUUGGAGGACAACUGUGUAGAUCUCAUCCCGGGCGAAGUUGUCACUGUAAAGGUGAGGGGAAGUGGGACGUUAUGGGGUACCCCAACAUAUAGAUACCUCCAUUAG